AUGGUCUUUGUGGCGGAGAUCAAGAGCAUCCGCGCGCUCGCGUCGUGCCUCAAGCGGCACGGCAUGCGGGCGGGCUCGCUGCACGGCUCCCUCGAGCAGGCUCGCGCACUCUGCAGGCGCAGGCUUCCAGGGGCGGCUGCCCGCACCAGCGCAGUGCUGCUCUGCACGGACGUGGCGUCGCGCGGCGUCGACAUCGCGCGUCUCACCGGCGUGGUCAACUUUGACCCGCCCGCCUCCACCGCCCAGUACGUCCACCGCGCGGGCCGCACCGGCCGGCAAGGCGCGCACGGCUGCGUCGUCUCUCUGCUGCGGCCGGGCGCCGAGUGCGGUGCCUUUGCGCUCGGCGCCGCCCGCCUCUUUGAGCAGGCGAAGCGCGCGAUCCCCGAGGAGCUGGAGGCCUACCUCGCGACAGCCGGCUCUGCAGCCGACGCGCGGCUACCUGCACGAGGCCCGGAAUGUCAGGCUGCUCCUGCCGCUGCUGCGCCUAUUGUUCCUUCGGCGGCUGCACCUGCAGCGAAGCCUGCAACGCAGAGCCUUGCCGACUUUGCAGCCGCGUUUGCCAUCGGAGAUCUCUGA
Emiliania huxleyi CCMP1516 is the source of this 576-nucleotide messenger RNA. RefSeq lists its product as hypothetical. Lineage: Eukaryota; Haptophyta; Isochrysidales; Noelaerhabdaceae. The transcript is spliced from 2 exons. The coding region runs from base 1 to 576 and encodes 191 amino acids. The record is from RefSeq and is a predicted model, not a curated record.